ACUGGAGUGCCUGAUAUGGUGGCGGGGACCCUCCUCUCUCCUCAUGUCACCUGGAGCCCUGGAGUGUCACCAGAGGGUCAGAGUACUGAUGAGGUGGAGCAAAAUGCCACAGAGCAGAGCUGCAAGGGGUGGGAGCCAGCAGGCAGCUGUCGGACAGUGUUAUAUCCACUCUCAUUCGCUUUCACUUUCGCUCUGACUCACUGCCAUUUCCUGGAGAGCCAUUUCCAGACUGAAGCCUCAGGGUAUAAGCAGCCCCACAGGCCAGCGCUGCAGAGCCCUGCGGUGGCUGUGAUGGCAGCCCUGACAUCCGCGGCGCCGGUGGUGGAGAUGGAGGAGCCCAUCUGCCUCGUUGAGAACCACGCAGGGCAGGGGCUGGCGGUGCGGCGGGACGCCCUGCAGGUGUUGGCCAACAUCACACAGCCCGUGGUGGUGGUGGCCGUCAGCGGGCUGUACCGCAGCGGCAAAUCCUACCUGAUGAACCGGCUGGCCGGGAGGAGGACGGGUUUCUCCCUGGGCUCCAGCGUGCAGGCUCACACCAAAGGAAUCUGGAUGUGGUGCGUGCCUCACCCCCUCCAGCCCGGACACACGCUGGUGCUGCUGGACACCGAAGGGCUGGGAGACGUGGAGAAGGGAGACACCAAGAACGACACGUGGAUCUUCGUGCUGGCCGUGCUGCUCUCCAGCACCCUCAUCUACAACAGCAAGGGCACCGUCGACCAGCAGGCCCUGGAGAACCUGCACUACGUGCUGACGCUGGCAGAGUGCGUGAAGCUGACAAAGAGCCCCGGGGAGAGCGGAGCCCAACCACCUGCUGCCACUGGGUUGGCCGCGUUCUUCCCAACCUUUGUGUGGGCUGUGCGGGAUUUCACGCUGCAGUUGGAGGCGGACGGGCAGGAGCUCUCCGAGGACGAAUACUUGGAGAAUGCGCUGAAGCUGAGGGGCGGCAGCAGCCCGGAGGCCGAACGCUACGACCGCCUGCGGGAAUGCAUCCGACAGUUCUUCCCCGAGAGAAGGUGCUUCAUUUUCGACCAGCCUGCCAGCAAGAGGGAUCUGCCCCGCCUGGAGGAGCUCCCUGACGAUAGGAUGGACCCCGAGUUCCUGCGACAGCUGGAGAAAUUCCGCAGCUACAUCUGGGAGAGGUCUCCACCAAAGACCAUCCCCAGUGGCUGCAAAGUAACGGGGGAGAUGCUGGGCACUCUGGUCGAGACCUACGUGGAUGCCAUCCGGAGCGGGGCCGUGCCGUGCCUGGAGAGCGCGGUGACGGCCCUGGUCGAGCUGCGCAACUCGGCGGCGGUGCGGGAAGCUGCGGUUCUGUACCGGGAGCUGCUGGAGCAGCGGGCAGAGCUGCCCAUGGAGACCGAGGAGCUGCUGGAGCUGCACGAGCAGUGCCAGAGGGAGACGCUGCAGCUCUUUGCGGAGCGGACGAUCACAGACGACGUCGAGCGCUUCCGUGCGGAGCUUCUGCGGCAGGUGGAGGCAGCCAAGCUGGAGCUCUGCAGCCGCAAUGAGGAGGCGUCCCGUGAGAAGUGCACGGCUGCACUGCAGGAGCUCUACAGUGAGAUGGAGCAGCGCAUCAGUGACGGUGUCUACUUCAUGCCGGGGGGUCACCAGCUGUUCCUUGGGGACCAACGGGCGCUGGUGGAGCGGUACCGGGCGCUGCCGGGCAAAGGGGUGAAGGCAGAUGCUGUCCUGCAGCAGUUCCUUCAGAAUGUGGAGCCUCUGGCCAGGAGCAUCUGCAGCACAGACCGUGCCCUGACAGAAAAAGAUGAGCAGAUCAAAGAUCUGCAAGACCGGAACGAGAAGGCUGAGCAGGAGAGGGAGGCUGAGAGGGGGAGGGAGGCAGAAAGACUGCGGCAGAUGGAGGAUUGGAUUCGUGGAUAUGAGAAGGCAGAGAAGGAGUGGGAGGCUGAAAGGGAGAGGGCGGCAGAACAACUGCGGAAGAUGGAGAACCGGGCUCGCCGCUCUGAAGAGGAAGCGCUUCAGCUGAGAAAGAGACUGUGGCAGGAUGAAGAGAAGGAGAAAUCUCAUUCCCAGGGUGGGCACUGCGGAGGUGGCUCCCAGCAGCAGGACACGAGAAGCAACAGGGCAUUCCUCAUAGAGAUAGCAGUGCUGGCUGUACUAUUUUCACUUCAGUGUGCCAUAUUUGGGGUUCCGCGUGGACUAUUGCGAGUCAUUUUUCCGUUUCUACUUAGACAAUUCUUCACUUCCAACCGGGGACGUUUCCCAUAGUCGCCUCAUCGACAGCAAGUGCUUUUGUAAUUGGGAAGAAAUGGUGUCUUCUGGGAUGAUGGCAAACUUCUAAUCGUCUUCUUGGGGAAAUGCUGUUCAUCUGCUUGGGGAAUCACAUGCCUUGGCCUUCCUUUGCUCAGAAUGUGCACUGCUUUCAACAGAGGCUUUUAAAAGAGUGACAUUCAUGUUUCUGUACUCUAGGCAUUUCUGUAGAGUCAUUGCUUUGCUUCUGAAAAUGCUAAGUGUAAAUUAAUUUAAAAAAAAAAAUUAAAAAGAAGCACAGUAAAAGCA
Messenger RNA from Meleagris gallopavo (turkey), 2520 nucleotides. Its product is annotated as guanylate-binding protein 1-like. NCBI's taxonomy places the organism in Eukaryota, Metazoa, Chordata, Aves, Galliformes, Phasianidae. The record is from RefSeq and is a predicted model, not a curated record. Gene Ontology annotation, molecular function: GTP binding; GTPase activity.